Messenger RNA from Labeo rohita (rohu), 2763 nucleotides. Its product is annotated as chemokine XC receptor 1-like. Gene Ontology annotation, biological process: G protein-coupled receptor signaling pathway; chemotaxis; immune response. Bases 114 to 1184 code for a protein of 356 amino acids. The transcript is spliced from 2 exons. Gene Ontology annotation, cellular component: membrane. Gene Ontology annotation, molecular function: chemokine receptor activity. The record is from RefSeq and is a predicted model, not a curated record. Lineage: Eukaryota; Metazoa; Chordata; Actinopteri; Cypriniformes; Cyprinidae.
UUAACAAAAGGAAAUGACAACACUAACAAAAGUGUGACUUCAGCUGUCACGUACACGUAUGAGAAACUAUUUUCCUUAAGCUGUUAUACAACACGGUCAGCCAAGAUCUUGAGAUGGAGGUGCUCAACUCAACCAGCAGCAAUGAUGACAGCUACUCAUAUGUGUAUGGUGAUGAUUUAAUCAUAAUGUGUGAGGCCGACGACUAUAAAAUAACCACCGGCGUGUGCUACGCCAUGAUCUUCUUCCUCAGCAUCCUUGGAAAUGGCUUCCUUGUGUUUGCGCUCACCUGCUAUGAAGACCUGAAAAGGGCCACCAACCUUUUCAUGUUCUGUUUGGCUCUUUUUGACCUUGUGUUCACACUGACGUUGCCUUUCUGGUGCGUGGAGCUUCUUCAUCACUGGGUUUUUGGUGACAUCGCCUGCAAGAUAAUUACCGCUGCCUAUUUUGUUGGCAUCUACGGAAGCCUUAUCCUCCUCACAGCCAUGACGCUCGACCGGUUUGUUGUGGUUGUGGUCAGAAGCCACCGGCUGACAUGGAGUCGAAGACUCAAAUGUGCAAAAGUUGCCUGUGUUGGCGCCUGGAUCAUCAGCUUGAUUGCUUGCCUAAAAGAUUCAAUUGCUGCAAAUGCAGAAGACGUAUAUAUCGAGACAUACGCUUGUAAAAGCAGCACUCAGGAUGAUGACAAAGUCGGAUAUUAUGCACAGCUCAUUCUGCUGUUCCUUGUACCAUUUACCAUCAUUGUUUUUUGUUACACCAAAAUCAUUUUGACCCUCAUGGCAACGUCGACCAGGCAGAAAUACAGGACUGUGAUUCUGGUGCUGUGCGUUGUUGUAGCUUUCUUCAUAUGCUGGGGGCCAUAUCAUAUCAUCAUUGUGUUGAUGUCCAUCUACGAGUUUGAUCCCUGCAAACAUGAACAGCUGCAUGCUGCAUUUAUCGUCUGCAGGAUUCUGGCAUUUUCUCACUGCUGCAUGAACCCGGCACUGUAUAUUGUCAGAGGGAAGUACAGAAACCUCUUGUCAAGCUUUUUGUUCUGCUCGCCUGAACUCAGGCAGUCGGAGCUCUACAGGGGACCGACGGAUCCGAGCGACUCCGGGACUCAUCCAGACACGAAUGAAGUAGUAGUUUAUGAAAACUGUGAAGUGCAACAAACAAUGUCACAGCUUAACACACUGAAAACAAUGUAAAAUUGUGAAAUAUUUUUAUUAUUUUAAUAUAGCUGUUUUCUAUUCAAAUAUGUUUAAAAACGUAUUUCAUUCCUGUGAUCAAAGCUAAAUUUUCAGCAUCAUUACUCCAGUCUUCAGUGUCACAUGAUCCUUCAGAAAUUAUUUUAAUAUGCUGAUUUGCUGUUCAAGAAACAUGUUUCACAAUUAUUAUUAUAUUUAUAUAUACUUAUAUAUAUAAGUAUUUAAAACAGUUGAGUACAUUUUUUUCAGGAUUCUUUGAUGAAUAGAAAGAUCCAAAGACCAGCAUUUCUCUGAAAUAAAAAGCUUUCAUAACAUUAUACACUAUAUCAGUAUAUAUAUAUACAGUAGUCAACAUUUGAAGUAGAUCAAAAAAGUUAAUCAAAGUUGUCCUAAGACAAGAACGGGUAUUGUUUUGGUUUUAGGAAAGGUUGUGAUCCACUUCAAAUGUUGACUACUGUAUGUGUAUGUAUGUAUAUAUAUAUAUAUAUAUAUAUACACACACAGGCAUAUGAAUCUGUUCUAUGGUUUUAUUCACAUAAGUGGUUUUCUGAAUGUUUAUUUAUAAAUAAAUACAUACAUACAUACAUACAUACAGGUUACAAGUACCAAGCAAAAAGUAAUCAGUGGUUUUCCUUAAAAUAUAAAUACUCAAAUGGCGUAAUAAUUAUUAAAAAAAAAAAAAAAAUUUUUGCUAAUAUAUUAUGAGUAAUAUCAAUGAAUAAUAAAUUCCGUUUGACAAUCUGAAUUAAGUCAAAUAAUAAAGUCAAAAUAUAUAGGCCUAUAUAAAUAUACUGUUUAAAAACCUUGAGACACAGCCUUUUUAUUAUUAUAAAAGAUGUAUACCAAACAACAUCAUUUUUGUCCAAGACAUUCUAGAUUUUUUUACUGUAUAGUCACACCACCUACAUAUUUUUGCCUUUAAACAUAUAUAGCCCCCAAACUAUCAAAUGACUUAGCCUUAAAUAACUGAAAACAUGUUUAUUAUAAAAGUGUACUGAGCUAAUUGUCUGUAUGGGUGUAUUGAAUGUAUUUUUGAAUAACUUAAUAGAUCUAGAAAAUGUUUUGAAAAAGUGUUGAAGUACAUGUAUUACAGUUUUGUAAUGUAAUGUGCGUGUGCUUGAGGUUGUUAAGUUAAGUGAGGAGAAGUGCUCAUCUACAAGACUGUAUUGUAAUGAGUCAUGGAAAAAUCCUAAAAGAGGAACAGAGACAGAGAGAAAAAAAGCAGACGAAAAGCCAAGUGUGAUAGCAGAAUGCUCACAAGGAAUUUUCCACUGUGCAGUAAAAAAAAAAAAACAAACAAAUAAAUAAAUAAAUAGUUGUUAGUAGGCCUCAGUCUUGUUUGCAAAUAAGCUUCAGGAUGAGUAAUUCCACCAAUGUCCAGUAGGUGUCAGUAGUGAUCAAGAAGUGAGACAUUUAUAAUCUUUUAUAGCGCUUCGAAUUAUACUCUUCGAAUGUCAUUUUUAUUAAAGUGAUGUUUUGUCCAAGACCAUUUGGAUUCACAACACUUUAGUUCUUUGUUUUCUUUUUUCCUUAAAUGUAAUGUUGCAAAAAUAUUAAAAGUAUUGAACAAAAAGCUUAA